Molecule: messenger RNA, 1606 nt
Organism: Momordica charantia (bitter melon)
Lineage: Eukaryota; Viridiplantae; Streptophyta; Magnoliopsida; Cucurbitales; Cucurbitaceae
Product: putative serine/threonine-protein kinase PIX13
Biological process (GO): protein phosphorylation
Molecular function (GO): ATP binding; protein kinase activity
Source: RefSeq, a predicted model, not a curated record
AUAACUCCUCUCUCUCUCUCUCUGCUUGUAUUUCUAUUUCUUUCCCCUUUCCUCUGCCCUUCCUGGAAGUUGGUCUCUUCUUCUAUACUCAAAAUACUUUUUUUUUUUUUUUGGACCAAUUUUACACAUACACACAAAACAGAUCACUGUAUUACAACAACGAAAGAAGAAGACGAAGAUCCACUUCAUCUUCAUCUUCAUCUUCAUCUCCAUGGGGAAUCUCUGCGGCACUCCCGUCGACACCCAUAGCCCUCCUCCCACAAAACCAAAUUCCCCAGCGAGACGGAACGGCCCGACGGACGGCGGCGCGAAGCCGAUUCUGAAGGUGUACACUCUGACGGAGCUCAAGACGGCGACGAGGAACUUCCGGCCGGACACCAUGCUCGGGGAGGGCGGAUUCGGGAGGGUCUUCAAGGGCUGGGUCGACGACGUCACCUACGCGCCGUCCAAGGUCGGCGUCGGAAUCGCCGUCGCCGUUAAGAAGUCAAACCCCGACAGCUCUCAGGGUCUCCGCGAAUGGAAGGCGGAGGUGGAAUUUUUGGGGAAGUUCAGCCAUCCAAAUCUGGUGAAAUUGGUCGGUUAUUGCUGGGAAGAAAAGCAAUUUCUUCUCGUUUAUGAGUAUAUGCAAAGGGGGAGCUUGGAAAACCACUUAUUCCGAAAAGGCGUAGAGCCGCUGUCGUGGGAUACGCGGAUUAAGAUCGCAACAGGGGCGGCGCGUGGGCUCACGUUCCUGCACACGUCGGAGAAGAACGUGAUUUACCGCGACUUCAAAGCGUCCAAUAUUCUACUGGAUGGGGAGUUCAACCCGAAGCUGUCAGAUUUUGGGCUUGCCAAGUUGGGCCCAUCCAAUGGCGACACCCACGUCAGCACAAAUCCGGUUGGCACCUACGGCUACGCUGCCCCCGAGUACAUUGCAACCGGACAUUUGUACAUAAAAAGUGACGUGUACGGGUUCGGAGUGGUGCUGUUGGAGUUACUGACCGGACUCCGAGCAGUGGACCCAAACCGGCCCAGUGGAUCUCACAACUUAGUGGGCUGGGCCGGGCCGUUACUGACGAGCAAGAAAAAGAUAAAGAAACUAAUGGACCCGAGGCUGGGGGAGGACUACUCGCCCAAAGGAGCGUGGGCUGCAGCCGAAUUGGCGUUAAAAUGUUUGCAAUCUGACCCUAGAAAGCGGCCUUCCAUGGAAGAAGUUCUGGAGAAUCUAGAAAAAGUCAGUACCUACAGAGACAGACCCAAGGAGCCCAAAUCAAAUGCCCGGACGCCCACCCGCUAUUGAUUUUUGGGCUCAUCUCCAACCACUCAAAGCCCAAUGCUAUUGGAAUUCGAGGCCCAAUUAGAUUUUCAAUCCACUCUGUGUGGUUCUUGAACUAUUGGAAGUGGUUAUAUAUUAUUCACACUUUUUUUUUUUUUUAAUUUGUAGAUGUAGUAGUGUAUGUAUCCAUCAAAGCUGGUCCUUUUUUCAUUUUAUAAAAUAUGAAAAUGUUACAAAAUCCUUUUAUUCUUUUUUGGGGAGGAAGGCAUUAGGUUUUGGACCAAUUUUUGAUAUCGUCUCUCAUGUUUCAAAAGCUUCAAGUUUGGUUCGAAGUAUCAUAGUUUUAUGGAA